AUGGACCGGGCCAAGGCCAUCUCCCAGCUGGGCAAAAGCCAGCAGUGGCAGCAAGCCUUGGAGCUCCUACAGGGCGACGAGCACUGCGACCUGGUCACCUUCAAUGCAGCCAUCAGCGCCUGUGCCAAGGCAAAGCAGUGGCAGCAGGCCGAAGUGGUGUUCCAGGCGGCAAAGGCGGCGGAACUGGUCCCGGACAUUGUCUCGUGGAAUAGCCUUCUGAAUGCCUACGCCUCGGGUGGCCAGUGGCCGCUGGCACUGUCUCUCCUGGCCCACCUGGCACGCACGGACACGGCGGCAACGCCACGGCCUGACCUGCUGAGUUACAACAGCGUGCUGCACGGCUGCGCGCGCUGUGGACGCUGGCAGCAGUGCCUGCAGCUCUUCGAAGCCGUGAGGGCACAGAAGUUGCUGCCCUCCGCGUGGCGCCACAUGUUGGAGCCAUGGGGGGGCCACCUAAUGUGGUACCCUAAACUGGAAAACCUAUGGCACACUUGCAGCGGACUGCUGCAGGGCAUGGCAAGGGCAAGUUGCUGGCAACGAGCCGUUGAGACCUUGAGGGAACUGCUGCAAAGAGGCGAACCCAUGACCGCUGCCGGUUUCACAGCUGUCAUCAGCGCCUGCGGAGGGCACUGGCGCCCUGCUCUGCAUCUGCUGGACGCGGCAAGGGCUGCUGGCGUGGCGGAUGGUCGGGCCGUGGCAGCCACCAUCGCGGCAUGCGAGAAAGGGCUCCAAUGGCAACGUGCCAUCACCUUGCUGCAACUUCCCGGCGCGCCGGGAACGGUGCCCGAAGCCUUUGCUGCGGCCUGCAGUGCCUGUGAGAAGUGCAGCCAGUGGUCCCGGGCCUUGACCGUGCUGCAGCAGACGACGCCCAACGUGGUGAUCUGUACUGCUUGUAUCGCGGCCUGCGCGAAAGCCGGGCAGCUGCAGAUCUGUUGGAACUUGUUGGAUUCCAUGGAGGACAACGCCAUCAGUCCAGACGCAAAAGCCUUUGGCGCGGUGGCUGGUACGUUGGCCCGCAUGGACGACUGGCGUGUUUUGCCGCGCAUCCUUCGUCGCUUGCGUUCUGCGCAGCUGUCGCCCGAUGCCGCGCUGCUGGGCGACGCGCUGCAACGGCUGCCGCCAGGGGCUGUGGAGGCGGUGGAGCGAUGGCCCUGGUGGAAGCUGAGGCAUCAGGCGUAUGGCUUGCUGUGGCACUUGGAGCGGACGCGCCGCAGCGAGGCAGUGAUGUGGCGACAAGAGGAGGUGAAGAAGGAGCUGUCCAUGGCCUCUUUGGCGGUGGAUGCCCUGCAGUGCUGGAGCGACGAAGCCGAUGCGGAGGUCACUGCAGCCUUCGGCCGUCUCCUUGGCACCUGGGCCAAAAGGCAGCUGCUCGGUGCGAGCGCAGCGGGCAGCGCGGUGCCGGUGGAGUGGAUGCCCAACCUGGGGUGCAGCUGCACUGGCAGGGUACUUCAGGAGUUGCAUCUCUCCCCCCGUGCCGUUGCUUCCCCCUGGCUCUGUCGCGCGCGGCGCGGCACGCGCGACUGGUGGCCGCGCGGGGACUGGCAGAGCGCCCAGCCGUCGGCCAAGCUGAUCGUGGCGUGGGUGGAAGGGACGCUGCAGGGGGAGGUGCUCCACUGCCACGGCCACGGCCAGCUUCGCUCGCGACGCCUGCAGCCGCUGCGCGGGGAGCAUGACCGCAGCGGGCACGCGGAGAGGCAGGCGUUGAUCUCUCUCCUCUGGCGGGUGGCUCCCGAGCCAAAGCGAAGUCGCGGUCCUGCCAAUGGGGGAAGAAAAGUGCGUCACUCGUGCGGCUUGUGCGCAAGGAUCAUCGUUGCCAGGGGAACCUAA
Messenger RNA from Cladocopium goreaui, 1827 nucleotides. Lineage: Eukaryota; Dinophyceae; Suessiales; Symbiodiniaceae. The record is from the annotation of a GenBank genome assembly.